AUGGGUGACCUCAUUACUGACUGGCUGUGUUAUAACUCUGAUAUUCCUUCAAACUUCAUUAACUUGCAUGGCUUUUCUCAGGUUAUACAGACAACUACUGGAAUAGAUAAAUCCACAAAAUGCCCUUUUUCCUACCAAGUAAACUUUUUAAUCUUAUUUACAGAAGUCGAGCUGUCUUGUAUCAUUAAAUCUACUGCAACUACCAAUCCGAGAAUUGAAUGGAAGAAGUUAACAUCUAAGGACCCCAUCUAUGUGUUUUAUCAGGAAAAUAUGAAAGAUCCCUUCUCUCGCCGAUUUACACUACUUCCUCCAGCCUCAUUGUCCAUACAAAAUGCAAGUAGAACAGACAGCGGAUCAUAUCGUUGUGAAGUAGUUGCUGAGAAUGAUGUAAAGACAUUAGCUGAGAUCACCAUUAACCUAACUGUUCAAGUGAAACCAGUAAAACCACGAUGUUCUGUGCCAAAAGCAGUGCCAGUGGGAAAAUCAGCAGAGCUGCACUGUAGUGAAAAUGAAGGUCAUCCACAGCCCAAUUAUUAUUGGUAUAGAGAUGGGGAUCAGUUGCCAGAAGACUCCAGAUCUGAGCAGAAGUUUAACAAGUCAUCCUUCACUUUAAAUCGAAGUUCUGGGACUUUGAAAUUCAUGGCUGUGAAUAAAGGAGAUACAGGCAAAUACCACUGUGUGGUGCGAAAUGCAGCAGGGUCAUCCCAGUGUGAGGCACAGAUUAUGGACGUAUAUGAUAUAAACAUUGCUGCAGUUAUCGUUGGUGUUCUUGUAGUUAUAUUGGUUUUGGUGUUAAUAUCUGCUGGCAUCUGCUGUGCUUACAAACGAGGAUAUUUUGCAAGCAAAAAAAGUAUAAACAGCCACAGAACCAAAGCAGAUGAUGUGGACUAUAUACAAGGGGAUAAUGAGGGAGACUUCCGUCACAAGUCAUCUUUUGUUAUCUGAAUAAUUAUGCAGUUGCUGUCAUUGCAAAUAAGGUAAAUGAAGAAAGCAUAUCAAGGAGCUCCCAGUCGUCAACCGACAGUAUUUGGUUUGCAUUGUAAUAAAAGCGUGUAAUGAACCUUAAAUGGAGGGUAGCUGCGUUAACUGCAAAACUUGACUUAUUUGCCAAAGUUUGAUAAGAUAACCACUGUUUCCUCACUAAUAAGUGUUUCUUGUAUUGAUAAUAUGGUAUUAAAUAUAUAUUUUUGAUGAUGUAUUUAAUAUAUAUGCAUCUGUAAAACAUUUACUUUUUAUAAACAUUCACAGUAUUAAUAGUGUUCCUGUCUUGAAGCAACUAAGAACAGCAUAAUUUUUGUAAAAUGUGGUAAAAGCACCAUUAAAGUACAGGCGCUUUCCAAAACAAGUCAGUGUUGUAUGAAACUCAAAAUGUAUAAGGUUAUUUCUUUUGAGUUACUUGCAAUAUGCUUAGUGGUACUGUGAACACUGUCAGUUUCUUAGAAACAAACUGGUUGGUUGCCAAGGUAUGGAAGCAUGACUUACCUUUCCGGUAAUACUGCAACAUAAAGCCAGAAACAAUGAACAAACCAAAUAAUCCAAUAUCAAAGCCUGGAAGCAGGACCAGCAGCCAGUAGUUGUAGAAAAUAGGUUCCUUUAUUUUUACGAACUGUCACAGCAAAUAAAACAAGCGCUUUCACUCAGGAAAUCCUGAGCUUUAUCAAGUAAUGGCUUUCAAUUAAAAAAAGUAUCUUAUAUACUUUGCAGCCGUGCCUAAAAAUACCCAACCCUUUUUUACUAAUUGAUAUUUGAAGUACCACUGCAUUCUAAUAUAUAUAUAUAUAAAAAAAAAAAAAAAAAAAAAACUUGUGAUUUAAAGGUGAAACAUCAAAAUAAUUCUGGUUGUUUAAAAUAUUAAAAUCGUGUUCAACAUACAGAUAAGAUAUCACAGUAGUUCUAUUGACAAUUAAAAUAUAAUUAAAUGCUUUAAGUAGUUGUCAGUUCGUAAAAAUAAAGGAACCUAUUUUCUACAACUACUGGCUGCUGGUCCUGCUUCCAGGCUUUAAUACUGCAACAUAGAUUUGUCAGUAUUAAAAGGCAUUUUCAUAUUCAGCAGACCUGCCUUAAUACAACACAGAAUUCUUUCAUGUUUAUUUUUAAGUAGGCACCAUAAUACUGUGCUUUUUAUAGAUCAAGAUUGCUGCAAUUUUGUGACUAAAAAAUGUGGAUAUUUUGAAUUGGUUCUUGUCUUAUGAUGUGACUGAGCUAUCUUUUACAAAGUUAAUUAAAUUAAAGAUUUUUUUGUUUUAUUUUUAUUUGCAAAAAUGUGCAAAACUGUAUUUGUUCCCUUUGUCUUUGUCUCAUCCAAAAUUAAAUUUUACUGUGACACUUAAAUAGGCAUCAGUAACAUUGAAACACUGUUUUUGUUCUCCCUGGCAGAAUAUUUACUGAAAUUAUAUAAUUUGGUCUGCUUUAAAAAUGCUUAAAAUGAAGGCAUUUGUUAUUUUCAUUCAUGUAAUAUGUGAAAUACAGUUUGUUAUAUUUGCUUUUAAUAUUAUUUGUAAAUUGCUUUCAUGUACUGUAUCAAGGAGUUUGAUUUGAUUUCUACAAAAGACUUGUUAUAAGAGUUUUGAAAUUAAACUACUGAAACACUUC
Molecule: messenger RNA, 2592 nt
Organism: Protopterus annectens (West African lungfish)
Lineage: Eukaryota; Metazoa; Chordata; Ceratodontiformes; Protopteridae
Gene: JAM3
Product: junctional adhesion molecule 3
Exons: 8
Coding region: 1-945 (314 amino acids)
Biological process (GO): cell adhesion; angiogenesis
Molecular function (GO): protein homodimerization activity; protein heterodimerization activity
Source: RefSeq, a predicted model, not a curated record